Molecule: messenger RNA, 1977 nt
Organism: Etheostoma spectabile (orangethroat darter)
Lineage: Eukaryota; Metazoa; Chordata; Actinopteri; Perciformes; Percidae
Gene: sertad3
Product: SERTA domain containing 3
Cellular component (GO): nucleus
Molecular function (GO): transcription regulator activity
Source: RefSeq, a predicted model, not a curated record
UUUUUUUUUUUUUUUAAAUGAUAGAGUCUGCUGCCCGUCUGGCUGUAUCUCAUUCUAGUUUGCUACCCGCAAACAGUACACCAUUGCUCAGUAUAUCACUUAAAAAGAGCAAUUCCAGUAUUAUUAUCUUAGGGUUCUGUUUCAAAAAGGCACGACAGACUAAUUUGUUUUAUUCUGACAGAGUACGUGAAGCUGUUUUAUGUUUUAACUUGUGUUAACAUGUUUUUCUUUGCUGUCCAAUACACAGGCCGAGGAGGAGCCAAAGCUGUUUUUCAAAGUUGACUCGCUAGUUCUUCUUGUGGCGUAAAGUCAAGUGGUGGAAAUGAAAUCGAAACAGUAAGCUUUGACAUGUUAAAGGUUAACUUCAGUAGAAGGUGGAUCUAGUGCUGUUGGCCGUUUUCCUUCACGACGACUGCUGCUCUCUGUUUAAAGAUGAUCAUGAAGGGGCAGAAGCGUAAACUCCCACCAGAGGACGUGCAGGUUUCAGACCCGAGCAGUCCUACCUGGGAGAGCCAGCGCCAGUUUGUGUUCUCAGUUUCCCUGAACAAGUAUCAACAUGGCCAGGAGCUACCUGAACCCAGCCUGCGGCGGUCUGUUCUGAUAGCCAACACACUGCGGCAGGUCAGCCUUGAGGCUUGUAGUGCGCCCUCUGUAGACAUGAAGGUGCCACAACCACUUUGUAGCUCUUCAUCUGACCACCAGGAGAGUACUUUUACUGGAGUGGCUCUAGCAAAAUAUCACUCUGCAGUGAUGCUUUCUAGCAGCCACUCGGCUCCUGUCAGCUGCCCUCUGGUUUCUUUGAAUUACUUUUCAAAUAGUGCUACAAGUAGGUCUCCUGCAACUUGCCACUUAAGUACGUCAAACGUCCCUCAAUCUGUAAAAGACGAAGAUGAGGACUGGGGAUCGAUGUCCACGGAAUCUGAUUUCUCCCUUUCAGCUGCCAUCUCCUCCAUUCUCACUGCACUGGACUCUACCAUUGACGGGAGCCCACAGGCAGCUCCAAGGACACCUCUCAGGUCCUUGGAGAACCUGUCAGGGCCCUCGGAACAGGCAGUCAGAGGUAAUGUGGGAAGCUGGGAGCAACACGAAGAGUGGAGGUUGCCGGAGAGCAGCGUGGAAGUGAUGAGGUCCAGCUACCUCAGUGAACUCACUGUGGAGGAUCUGUUCCAGGAUAUAGACACAUCCCUGCUGGAGAGAGACAUGGGAGUGCUUGGGCUCCGAGGCAGUGGAGGUGGAUACCAGGCUGGGGACGAUCUCUUACGGUAUCUGCAGCCUUUCUCCUCCUCCUCCUCUUUCCCCCCCUCAAACCCCUUCUCUCUCAACCAGAAUCUAAAGUGCCUGCCUUCGUUCUCCUCAUUCUGCCCGUUGUCUUCCUCAUCCUCUUCUUCGCCAGCCUUCUCUAGUCCCAAUCUUGUGAGAGAAGGACUCGAGCUGGAGCAUCUGAUGGAGAUCCUGGUUGAGUCCUGAUUGCUUCACCGUCCUCAUACUGUAAAGACGUAACCUGACCACCCAUUAACUUAAGUUAGUGGACAAAAGACUGACUUCUCAAGACAAACGGCUGGUUUGUCAAUCCACAUUGAAUAUUCACUUUGUUGUUUUUAUAUAUUGCUGAAGAAAGAGUGUAUUAUGGUCUUUAGAAAGUAGUAAGAAUGCUCUAGAAAUGUAGAAAUGGUAAGACAGGAAAUGCUCCAUAGGUGGGUGUGCAAUGGCUAAGCAAUGAGUCAGUGCAUAAUGAACUGGUGAAAAAGCGGCUCUCUAGGGCUUUGAGUGUGACUCAGCUAGUUGGAUCUAGGGAAAGGAGUCGUUUGAUUAGAAAACAGAAUUUAUUCAGCAAAUGAGAACAGGUGAUUACUGUCUAUGGAGAGAAAAUUACUUCAGCAGUGUUGCCCUAAAAUGUAUCAAAUGCAUCACAGCUUCAAGUAAUCCUGCAUUCACAUUGAACAUCCCCGUUUAUCUGGAGUAAGAAGAAAAUAAAAA